This is a messenger RNA of Mirounga angustirostris (Northern elephant seal), 4822 nucleotides long. RefSeq names its product taxilin beta (gene TXLNB). The record is from RefSeq and is a predicted model, not a curated record. The transcript has 10 exons. Lineage: Eukaryota; Metazoa; Chordata; Mammalia; Carnivora; Phocidae. Gene Ontology annotation, molecular function: syntaxin binding. Bases 145 to 2217 code for a protein of 690 amino acids.
GUGUGUGUGUGUGGUUUCUCUCUCCCUUGAAAGAACACAGCUGCCUGUCUCCUGUUGUCGCCGCUCCUCUGACUAGCUUUUUGCAGCCUCUUGCUUCUCCUUCUCUUUCUGCUUAGCUCCUUGUCUUCUGAUACUACUCCCAGUAUGGAGACAAAUCACUCUGUACAGCUCUCAGGAGAACCCCAGUCAACACCUCCAGGGGAAAGUUCAUCAUUACCCAAUCAAAAUGGCUUGGAGAAGCAAGAUGACAAGGAUUCCUCAACCCCACUUCAAGCACCAGAGGGGAAGACAGGGGUGCAGUCUGAACAGGGAGCUCAUGAUAUCUCUGAGGAGUUGAAUCGACAAUUAGAAGACAUAAUUAAUACCUAUGGGUCUGCUACUGAAAAAGAGGGUCCCACCAAGACAAAGGAGCAGCCUGAGAACAUAGAACCACCCGACAAUGGGGAUGGGGACUGUGAUGAGGUCACUGAAGAGACAGAGAGAGAACCCAUGGCUUCUGGAGAGCCAACCACAGCCAAAGAGCCUGUCAGCAAUAAAGAGCAAAAGUUGGAAAAGAAAAUCCUAAAAGGAUUAGGAAAAGAAGCCAACCUGCUAAUGCAAAAUCUGAACAAGUUGCAAACACCUGAAGAAAAACUUGAUUUUUUAUUCAAGAAGUAUGCUGAAUUGCUGGACGAACAUCGCACUGAGCAAAAGAAGUUAAAGCUCUUACAAAAGAAACAGGUACAAAUUCAAAAAGAAAAGGACCAGUUACAAAGUGAACACAGCAGAGCUAUCCUUGCUCGAAGCAAACUGGAGAGUCUAUGCCGAGAGUUGCAGAGACACAACAAGACACUGAAGGAGGAAACCCUUCAGCGGGCACGAGAGGAAGAAGAGAAAAGGAAGGAUAUCACAAGUCAUUUCCAGACCACUCUGACGGAUAUCCAGGCCCAGAUUGAACAACAGAGUGAGCGAAAUAUGAAGCUGUGUCAGGAGAAUACAGAGCUUGCAGAGAAACUGAAAAGCAUCAUUGAUCAGUAUGAGCUUAGAGAGGAGCAUCUGGACAAAAUAUUUAAACACAGAGAACUGCAACAGAAGCUGGUAGACGCAAAACUGGAACAGGCCCAAGAAAUGAUGAAGGAAGCCGAGGAGCGACACAAACGCGAGAAGGAAUAUUUGCUGAACCAGGCAGCAGAGUGGAAACUUCAGGCCAAAGUGCUGAAGGAACAAGAGACAGUCCUGCAGGCUCAGCUUACUCUGUACUCUGGAAGGUUUGAAGAGUUCCAGAACACACUAACAAAAAGCAAUGAGGUGUUUGCCACUUUCAAACAGGAAAUGGAUAAAACAACUAAGAAAAUGAAGAAGUUAGAGAAGGACACAGCCACGUGGAAAGCCCGGUUUGAGAACUGUAACAAAGCUCUGCUGGACAUGAUUGAAGAGAAAGCACUGAGAGCUAAAGAAUAUGAGUGCUUCGUCAUGAAAAUCGGGAGGCUGGAGAACCUCUGUCGAGCUUUACAAGAAGAGAGAAAUGAACUCUACACGAAAAUUAGAGAGGCAAAAAUGCCUCCGAAGGAUGACCGAAGUCAGCACACCUCCGACGAGGAGCCCGAGUCCGCUGGGUCUGAGCGGGUGGGGCUUGAUGCGGAGGAAGCCGAGAGUGUUCACAGUGCUGUGAAAAAUCUGGCCACAGCCUUCAUGGCCAUUCAUCAGCCAGAGUCGACCCUUGACCAGGCCAAAGAAAUCCAACCAGAAUCCGGCAGUCCUCAAGCGGAUGGCGACUCGGUCCUCCAGGAGCCGGCACGACCCCCUCUGCGCCCUUUGUGCCAUUCAGAGAGUUCCCUGCCUCCCCCAACUCCUCAGGCCGAAGCCGAAAGAGGCCAUGAGGCUCAACUGCCCCCCAGGCCCGGGAACCCCGCCCUGGGGUCGGGAGCAGAGGCCCAAGACCGGGGUCCCCUUGCAGCAGUCCGGGCUGAUCAGCCGCCCCACAAGCCGGAGGCAGAAGCUUCUAGUCAGGCCCUGCCGUCCCCCGCCGAGGCUUCCCUACCCGCGAGGGAGGCAAACGGUCCUGCUCCACCGCCCGCGGCAGCUGAGCAGAUGCCAGCUGGGGUGCUUGGAUGUGGGCCCAGCAGGCGGCCGCCCCCACCCCCACCGGCCACAACAGCAGGGGGGCUGCCAGCAGGGGCCUCAGAGGGGCCCCAGCUGCCCCAAGUGGCCGACGCCAACCUAGAAGGAGUAGACUAAGCCUCAUGGUGCCUCCCCAAGCUCUUCUUCCUGACGUUACAUCUCCAUCAUAACAGCUUGUCUUCUGAAAAGGCAUUAAGGGCUAAGGAUGUCUAAGGGAAGAGACUUGAUUAGAAUCAAGACACUUUCAAAUCUUACGCAGAACACAUUCAGCCUGUGCUGUUUGUUCUCAAUUUAUCACUGAUUUGGAGCUUUUCUGUUUAACGCGGGUUGAUGGUAUAAUUUUCCCAAAUGGCGACAGAACAUACAAAUAGAAAAUUCAUAUUAGUUUUCCAUUGAGAUGGUAUUUAUUUCAACUUCUUAAUCAACAGUAAGAUUUGGAGUUUCAAGACUUCCACUACAAUUUAGAAAUACAGGAAAUGGGAUGUUUCCUUUUAUUUCCCUAUAUAGUUUUAAUAAGUUCCAAAGUAAGUAAUGGAUGUCCAGGUUCCAUUUAAGCAUUAUAUACAUAAUAUAUGCGUACAUGUGGGGGUGUGUGUGUAUAUAUAUACAUAUAUGUAUAUAUGUCUGAAUAUAUACGUAUGUGUGUGAAUAUAUACAUAUGUGAGUUUAUGCACCUAUAUAUACAUGUGUAUAUUUUAUAUAUAUAUGUAUACAUAUGUGUGUGUGUGUGUGUGUGUGUAUAAAAUACAUACACCUCAUUCCUUUUUGGAGCUGUCUCAUGCAAAAUAUUUAGAUGGUAAUAAAAAAACAUUUCUUGCUUGGGAUGAGAGUAGAUUAAUGCUCUCUGAAUCAGAAGUAGGUUCAGAACGCAAGUAUUUAGGCCAUGUAAUGUUGGGCAAAAACAAGUAACUGAAUGGUAGAUCAAUAAAUCCAACCUGUUGAUCAAAUGACCGAAAAGCAGUUGGGCCGAUUGUGAGUGUGCAGAACACACAGACACGCAGGUGCCGCAAGAGGUCGUAAACAGAAAAGGGGAACAGUCGCAGCUGUAGACUGCUCACCUCCUCCAGCGGCCGCUCGGACACAACUCAGAGCACUGCUUUGCUACCCCGCAUGGUGAGGCAGGCACUCCGUGGCUACCUGCACGGAAAGUUCUGGAAGUGGGAAGCACGCCAGGGCAUGGAGGGAUUGAGGGUCCCCAGAGACGAGGCAAUGCUCUUACCCCCUGCCCCCUGUGCUAUGGGAGUCUUAAGAAAGAAUAUUCACCUGGCCCUGCCAAGUCCCCAGUUCCCUCACUGUCAUCUACUGCUCUCUCUCCAGAGGGGCUCCCACCACUUCUUGCUGUCACAGCUUUAAUCUAUAUUCUCAAAGCACCUGCACCUUUUUUUGAAACCCCCACCCUGGACUUCACAGAAAAUUAUACCCGGCCUUCAUCUCAAUUACUGCUAACUAAAAGCUAUUAUUUUUCCAAAACAGAAAUCCACACAGGGUCUCAAUAUGAGUAAUGAGGCAUACAAACCAACACGUUAUCUGCUUUGUGGAAUUCUCUACCAAGAAUAAAUGGGGCCCUACUCUAAAGGUUUUGAAAAAUAGGUGAGGACUCAGAAGAAGGCAAAAGCUAGAGACACCUGGGGUUGUCUACAUGAGUAUUACAUUACCAUUGCUGGACAAGAACCUCUAACACCGCUGAGAGCAUAAAUCACUCGACCUAGGGUAGAAGGAGGCUGGAACAAAGAAACAGGAAGUAAGGGAGGACAGGAGGGCAAAGGAGAGAGGAAGGGGGAGAGGAGGGAGAAAAGGAAAAAAAGGUGUAACCCAGCCCUACCUUAAAAGUUGAAUUCAAGUAGAAAAAUGGAUGAAAGCAAGAUUCUCUACUGUUCAUCCAGAAAACCGUUCUUUAGUGUCACGUGUGGCUUUCUGCCAAGGAACACAAAGUGCUUGUGGGCAGCAACCAUAUGCUCCAAGAAUUGUAAACUGCAUAAAAUUUGUUUGAAGUAGACAGUGAGGGUAAUAACAAAAUGCUAAUCAGGAAAAAAAGCAUAUCACUAUUUGAGAACCCACGUAUUUUUAUUUAUUUAUUUUUCCAUGGAUCUUUAAAGGCUCGAAAUACUAUAACCACAAAUGAUCCAGCCAAAUUCAACAUUACUGGAAAUCUUCGAGAUUUAAACAUUAAUUUAAUUCACAGCCAAGUACUCACCACAACAAUCCAGGAGGGUCUCCUUGCCCACUAUUUACAGAAGCUAAACUUCCCAAGAAUGGAGUAAGAUUAGAUAAUCAUAGUAAAGUCUCAGUCUGAAUGUUUUGCAAGACAAACAGGCAGGAGAAGAACCAAAAUCUGGUAAAUCAAAUAUUCUAAUACCCAAAUUCUUUUUUUUUCAUCCAAAAAGCUUUCACAGCAACACAUUACGCACUACUGUGUAUAUCUUGGGCUGAGUUUCAAUGCAAUACCUUGCCUAAACUUUGCAAAGCUUAAUAUAGGCUCUGGAAGGAUUAUUUUAAUAUUCAAAGAAUGUUUUAUUAUAGUCCUCUGUGUUAAAAUUCAGCCUUACUAAUUAUAACAAUAAUUCAUAAGACCUGAAAGAGUAAGGAAUUUCUUCAUUAUCAAGUUCACGUAGCUCUUUCUAGAGAUGCCAAGUCUACUUUCCAGAAACACCAGCAUUGUUUACGUUUUCUAAAUUAAAUAACUCUAAUUUAUGUAUCUAUUAAAGUUACUUCUCUUCCUGAA